Manis javanica (Malayan pangolin) is the source of this 4243-nucleotide messenger RNA. It is a transcript of the gene MERTK, whose product is annotated as MER proto-oncogene, tyrosine kinase. Gene Ontology annotation, cellular component: signaling receptor complex; plasma membrane. Gene Ontology annotation, molecular function: protein binding; transmembrane receptor protein tyrosine kinase activity; ATP binding. NCBI's taxonomy places the organism in Eukaryota, Metazoa, Chordata, Mammalia, Pholidota, Manidae. The record is from RefSeq and is a predicted model, not a curated record. Gene Ontology annotation, biological process: cell surface receptor protein tyrosine kinase signaling pathway; cell migration; positive regulation of kinase activity.
GGAGCGGCGCUUUCCACUGCUCUGCGCCUUCGUCGGCGUCCAGUGCUCGCAGCCGCCUUCCCCGGGCUUCCCCGCGGGGGGCGCAGCGGGAUUCUUCUCCCCGCACCGAUCCCGGGCGGCGGACAGGGCCGCUGCUGUCGGGUUCCGUGUGCUGCGCCCAGACUGCGGGGUCGCCGCGCCCCCAGGGAGCUGGGCUCUCCCCUUGGGAGACCGCCUCGGGCGCCCUGCACUCCUCGCCCACCUUCCCCGCUUUUCCCUCCCACCUACACGGCUGGUCUCCCCGCGGCAACAGCCCGUCCCUCCCCUGGGUUGGUCUCCAACCCCUUCCCCGCUUUCAGCCCCCUGCCUUCCGCUCCCCGCCCUCUGUCCAGCCCAGUCCCGCCCCUCCCGCUGCUCCCGCUCCUCCCGCCCCGACCGGGUCGGUCCGCUUGACUCGGCCCCCGGCCCGCCCCUUCCAGCCCUCGGCCCCCGGCCCGCCGUCCGGCUGCGCCACUUCGGCGCGUGCGACCCCGGUGCCGGCAGGGGCAUGGCUGGCUGGCGCGGGAUCGGGGCGUCUGUCUGUCCGUCGGUGCGGAGAAAACUUCCAGACUCGCGGUCCGGGAUGGGGCGAGCCGUGGCCUGGCUCCUCCUAUCUGCGCUCUGGGUCGGCGGCAAAGCCCUAUGCAGAGACCAGCCUACAUCCCGCCUACACAUGGUCAGGAGCUCAGGAGGGUGUGGCAUCCUGAGUGUGGUAGGAGAACCAGCCCUGCAGCCAGCUAUCGCUGAGGUGAAGGAACACAGUAAGCGCAACCUGCCUCCUCCAGGAAGCCUGCAAGCUGCCGACAUGCCAUUUUUCUUUCCGCACCCCCCCGUGAACCAGCCUGCCUUGGGGUAUCCACCAGCCCAGCCUGGAAGACACCACACAGGACACGCAGCCCUUCCCAGAGUGACCUCUGCCAAGUCAAAGCUCCUGCUGCCUCUUGCAUUUAAUCAUACAGUUGGCCACAUAGUACUUUCAGAACAUAAAGAUGUCAAGUUUAACUGCUCGAUCAGCAUCCCCACUAUGUACCAGGACACUGUCGCUAUUUCUUGGUGGAAAGAUGGGAAGGAGUUGCUUGGGGCACAUCAUGCAAUCACGCAGUAUUAUCCUGAUGAUGAAGUUACAUUAAUAAUCGCUUCCUUCAGCAUAACCAGUGUGCAGCGUUCAGACAAUGGGUCGUAUAUUUGCAAGAUGAAAAUAAACAAUGAAGAGAUUGUGUCUGACCCCAUCUACGUCGAGGUGCAAGGACUUCCUCACUUCACUAGACAGCCUGAGAGCAUGAAUGUCACCAGAAACACAGCCUUCAACCUUACCUGUCAGGCCGAGGGCCCGCCUGAGCCUGUCAGUAUUUUCUGGGUUCAGAACAGCAGCCGCGUCAGUGAACAGCCUGAAAAAUCCCCCUCCGUUCUAACUGUUCCGGGUCUGACCGAGACAGCCGUCUUCAGUUGCGAGGCCCACAAUGACAAAGGGCUGACUGUGUCCAAGGGCGUGCACAUCAACAUCAAAGUAAUUCCCUCCCCACCAACUGAAGUCAGUGUCCACAACACCACCGCCCACAGCAUCCUGAUCUCCUGGGUCCCAGGUUUUGAUGGCUACUCCCCCUUAAGGAACUGCAACAUUCAGGUCAAGGAAGUUGAUCUGAUGACUCGUGGCUCAGUCAUAAUUUUUAACACCUCUGCUUCAACACAUCUGUAUCAGAUUGAGCAGCUGCAAGCUCUGGCUAAUUACAGCAUUGGUGUGACCUGCAUGAAUGAAAUUGGCUGGUCCGCAGUGAGCUCCUGGAUUCUGGCCAGCACUACUGAAGGAGCUCCCUCGGUAGCGCCCCUGAAUGUCACCGUGUUCCUCAAUGAAUCUAGUGAAAAGUUGGACAUCAGAUGGAUCAAGCCUCCAAUUAAGCGGCAGGAGGGGGAACUGGUGGGCUACCGGAUAUCUCACAUGUGGCAGAGUGCAGAGACUUCCAAAGAGCUGUCUGAGGAAGUCGGCCAGAAUGGCAGCCGGGCUCAGAUUUCGGUCCAGGCGCACAACGCCACAUACACAGUGAGGAUUGCAGCCGUCACAAAAGGGGGCGUCGGGCCUUUCAGUGAUCCUGUGAGAAUGUUCAUCCCUGCGCACGGUUUGGUAGAUUUUGCCCCCUCGUCAACGCCAGCUCCUGGCAACACAGAUCCAGUGCUCAUCAUCCUUGGCUGCCUUUGUGGAUUUGUUCUGAUUGGCUCAGUGUUAUAUAUUUCUCUGGCCAUCCGAAGAAGAGUCCAGGAGACGAAGUAUGGGAACGCCUUCACGGAGGAGAAUUCAGAACUGGUUGUCAAUUAUAUAGCAAAGAAGUCCUUCUGUCGGCGAGCCAUCGAACUCACCUUACAGAGCUUGGGAGUCAGCGAGGAACUGCAAAAUAAACUAGAAGAUGUUGUGAUUGACAGGAAUCUGUUAAUUCUUGGGAAAAUUCUAGGUGAAGGAGAGUUUGGGUCUGUAAUGGAAGGAAAUCUUGAUCUGCAAGAUGGGACCUCUCAGAAAGUGGCAGUGAAGACCAUGAAGUUGGACAACUUUUCGCAGCGAGAGAUUGAGGAGUUUCUCAGUGAGGCAGCAUGCAUGAAAGACUUCAGCCACCCGAAUGUCAUCCGACUCCUAGGGGUUUGUAUAGAAAUGAGCUCUCAAGGCAUCCCAAAGCCCAUGGUGAUCUUACCCUUCAUGAAAUACGGAGAUCUGCACACCUACUUACUCUGUUCCCGACUGGAGACAGGACCAAAGCAUAUUCCUCUGCAGACUCUAUUGAAGUUCAUGGUGGACAUAGCCCAGGGAAUGGAGUACCUCAGCAACAGGAAUUUCCUUCAUCGAGACUUAGCUGCUCGGAACUGCAUGUUGCGGGAUGACAUGACUGUGUGUGUGGCUGACUUUGGCCUCUCUAAGAAGAUUUACAGUGGGGAUUACUACCGCCAAGGCCGCAUUGCUAAGAUGCCUGUGAAGUGGAUUGCCAUCGAGAGCCUUGCGGACCGAGUCUACACAAGUAAAAGUGACGUGUGGGCAUUUGGCGUGACCAUGUGGGAAAUAGCAACACGGGGAAUGACUCCCUAUCCCGGGGUCCAGAAUCAUGAGAUGUAUGACUACCUUCUCCACGGCCACAGGCUGAAGCAGCCAGAGGACUGCGUUGAUGAGCUGUAUGAAAUAAUGCUCUCUUGCUGGAGAGCUGAGUCCUUGGACCGACCCACCUUUUCAGUGUUGAGGCUGCAGCUAGAAAAGCUGUUGGAAAGUUUGCCCGAAGUUCAGGACAAAGCCGAUGUCAUUUACAUCAACACACAGUUUCCAGAGAGCUCGGAGGGCCCCGCACAGGGCCCCACACUUGCUCAGCUAGACAAGCUAGACAUGAACAUCAGUGUUGACUCUAUAAUUGCAUCUUGUGCUGCCAGCACUGCUGUCAGUGUGGUCACAGCAGAAGUUCAUGAGAACGAGCCUCAUGAAGAAAGGUACAUCCUGAAUGGGGGCAGUGAGGAAUGGAAAGAUGUGGCUAAUGCUGCCCCAGCAACAGGGACAGAAGGAAAGAACAGCAUUUUACCAGAGGGCAGACUCGCAAGCCGUGGGGUCUCCUGGUCGCAGUCCAGCACGCUGCCCUUGGGGAGUGCAUUGCCAGAUGAACUUUUGUUUGCUGAUGACUCCUCAGAAGACUUAGAAAUCCUCAUGUGACAAGAGCUGAGAGACAUUCCCAAACCAAGGAAAUUCUUCCACUUUGGGGAAACCCUUGUACACUUGAUGUUUUUGGUAUUUGUUCCCUUACCGAGUAAACCCCAUGGUCCGAAACUACCAUAUGAAUGUUGUCAAGUAAGUCAUCUUUAAAAAUACAUAAUAUAUGUUAUUUAAAGAGGAUAUAUAUAUGUAUAUAUGUGUGUGUGUAUGUAUAUCGUGGAAAGAGACAAAGAUAUUGUAAUAAAAGAUGAAAUUUCAGGUCCCUUAUCUUACAGAUCUUAAAAUUUAAGCUUUAACAGCCCCAUCUCUACAGCUGUUCCCUGAUGUUAAUGUGCACAGAGUUGUUUUUUAAAGUUCUUUUCUUUUUCAUAAGUAAUAAGAAUGAAAUGUUUGUAUAAUCAAAUGCUGUAUUUGACUCUGCUUCUGAUUUUAUGAAAAAUGUGACAUUCCUACAUGAAUCAUCUAUUUGAUAAGAAUGAUUUCUUUAACAUUUAAAGUUUUAUAACUGAUUAAUUUUUCACUGUGACUUCCUAAUAAAAUACGAAUGAGGAA